AUGUCCAUCGGUAGUAUUGGCGCAUUAACGUGUGCGAUCUGCGACUUCGCAGAGCUUUUCGGAUGUGUGACCGGUCUGGAGGACUCCAUUACUGCGAUCACUGUGGUCGCACUUGGCACGUCGGUCCCGGAUUUGUUUGCGUCGAAGAUCGCAGCAGUGUCCAACAAGUAUGCCGAUGCAUCCAUCGUGAACGUGACUGGCAGUAACUCCGUGAACGUGUUUCUCGGGAUCGGUCUCCCGUGGUCGAUCGCCGCAAUCUACUGGACGGUGAUGGGAACAACAGAUACCUGGCUUGCACGCUAUUCGGACUUGCAAGGCCAGUGGCCGAAGGGGGCCUUCGUCGUGCAGGGUGGAGACCUCGCCUUCAGCGUGGCGGUCUUCACUGUCGCCGCCGCCUUGGCUCUGCUGGUGAUCUACUUGCGCCGCAGCCGGCUGGGAGCAGAGCUCGGCGGCCCUGGAGGAUUGAAGGUGAUGUCCGGGGUCUUCCUCGGAAGCCUUUGGCUUUUCUACGUCAUCCUCUCCGUGUGGAAGAUCACGUCCGGGGACAUUGGCGUGGGACAGCAGAUCUUUGGGAUUUUCAUCGGCUUCUGCAGUCUCGAGAAUCUGGUCAUUCUUCUGGGCGUCUCUCUCCUGGUGAAGUAUGGUACUGGUUUCUUCACAGGGAGGACUGAUCAGCCGGCGGAUGACGAAGAGGCCGCAAGACUCUGCACUACUGUUGGGAAGUUGGACCACUUGAGAUGUACUGGUACCGGACCGAGCAUGGAUUUCGCUCCAGCACCGCCAGUGGGCACCUUCCAUUCCGUCAAGGAGGACGCGCUUCGGCGGGGCCUUGCCCAGCAGCCCGAAUGCUAUGGGCGAGCCAACAAACCGACCGACAUCUCCUUCACGAGUGCUGCUUUCGUCUGCUUGGCGGCAAAGCGGCUACGACGUGCUGGGCGCAGGGUUGCGGAAAGCUUACGAGGCGUGCGGCCUCCGAUGCCACCACCGUCAUUUCCUCCACCCGACCAUGAGCCUGCUAUCCAGAGAGUGCCUUCGUUCUACUCCAUCGACACAGCACAAGGUGCGCGCGAGCGCGAGUCAGAGCAAGAGCCAAAGCCAACCUCCCUAACGGGACGCAUGGCCGGGCUUAUCAGUGGCCAUGCUGCCGACUGGGCCGCAUUGACAGUCGCAGGUCUGGCAGCUGGGACCCUUGCAGAUCCAAACGGACCGCGUUUCCUCAGUCCAUGA
This is a messenger RNA of Symbiodinium sp. CCMP2592, 1227 nucleotides long. The record is from the annotation of a GenBank genome assembly. Lineage: Eukaryota; Dinophyceae; Suessiales; Symbiodiniaceae.